Messenger RNA from Ustilaginoidea virens, 762 nucleotides. RefSeq lists its product as uncharacterized. The coding region runs from base 1 to 762 and encodes 253 amino acids. Gene Ontology annotation, cellular component: nucleus; cytoplasm. The transcript has a single exon. NCBI's taxonomy places the organism in Eukaryota, Fungi, Ascomycota, Sordariomycetes, Hypocreales, Clavicipitaceae. Gene Ontology annotation, biological process: secondary metabolite biosynthetic process. The record is from RefSeq and is a predicted model, not a curated record.
AUGACGGCCGAAACGCCCCAGGACCUCGCGCUCCCCCGCAUCCUCUGCCUCCACGGCGGCGGCGUCAACGCCCGCGUGUUCCGCCUGCAGUGCCGCACCCUCAUCGCCCGCCUGCGUGACUCCUUCCGCCUCGUCUUCGUCGACGGCCCUUACCCGUGCGCCCCGCACGACGACAUCGUCCCCGUGUACGGCGACCUCGGCCCCUUCUUCCGCUGGCUGCCGGCCGAGGGGGAGCGCUGCAACCCCCCCGCCGCCGCCGCCGACGACGUCAUGACGGCCUGCCUCGCCGCCAUGGGGCGCGACCCCGGCUCCGGGCCCUGGGUCGGCGUGCUCGGCUUCUCGCAGGGUGCCAAGAUCGCCGUGUCGCUGCUGUGGGCGCAGCAGCGCGCCGCGGAGCGCGCCCGCACCGACUUCAAGUUCGGCGUCGUCAUGGCCGGCAGCGCGCCCGUCGUGCGCCUCGACAUGCGCCUCGACCAGCCGCGCCAUGUCGCCGAGCCGCUCAUGUCGAGCGUCGACUUUGACGACUGGCCGCCCGAGCCGUGCGGCGACCACGUCGUCGACAUCCCCACGCUGCACGUCCACGGGCUGCAGGACGCCGGCAUAGACCGCCACCGCCGCUUGCUGGCCUUGUACUGCCGGCCCGUGCAGACGAGGCUGGUCGAGUGGGAUGGCGGCCACAGGUUGCCGUUCAAGACGGCCGAUGCGCAGCUCGUUGUCGAGGAGAUGCUGCGCAUGGCGAGGGGCGCCGGUGUGUUUUGCUAG